Messenger RNA from Paracoccidioides lutzii Pb01, 174 nucleotides. RefSeq lists its product as hypothetical. Bases 1 to 174 code for a protein of 57 amino acids. The transcript has 2 exons. The record is from RefSeq and is a predicted model, not a curated record.
AUGGCGAAGACAGCUUCUAGUCCAAUAGGAAGCGACAACGAUGCACUGAUAAUUGAAAAGGCGAUGUCCUUCAUUCAAUGCUCGGAUCUCGCCAAGGAGAAGUUCGAAGCUGCGGUUUCGAAGCUGCGAAUGAACCAGUUGGGGGGGACGCCACAUUUUUCUCUCGGUGCUUAA